Molecule: messenger RNA, 1134 nt
Organism: Pseudovirgaria hyperparasitica
Lineage: Eukaryota; Fungi; Ascomycota; Dothideomycetes; Acrospermales; Acrospermaceae
Exons: 1
Coding region: 1-1134 (377 amino acids)
Biological process (GO): proteolysis
Cellular component (GO): extracellular region
Molecular function (GO): serine-type endopeptidase activity
Source: RefSeq, a predicted model, not a curated record
AUGGAGCUCACCAAAUUCCUCGCUGCCCUGGCAGUCUUCCUGCCCAUUGUCUACGGCGCCCCAACCACCGCGGCCAACACCCUCCACCCCAAGAUCCUCGCCGCCAUGAAGCGCGACCUCGGCCUCGACGCCGACCAAGCCCACGUCCGCGUCGCCCGCGAGCUCAAGGCCACCGAAAUAAUCGAGCAGCUCCGCACCUCCACCGGCAACGCCUUCGCCGGCGCCUGGCUCGUCGACGGCGAGCUCAACGUCGCCGUCACCGACGAAGCCCUCACCCCCGCCGUCUCCGCCGCCGGCGCAACCCCGCUCGUCGUCGCCGCGCCCCUCUCCAAGCUCGAGCAAGCAAAGGAAGCCCUCGACAAGCUCGACAUGCCGCAAUCCCUCCUCGAGUCCGCCGAGCCCACCGGCAUCGCAGCCUACUUCGUCGACGUCACCGCCAACAAGCUCGUGCUCGAGGCCCUGUCCGGCAGCACCGCCCAGGCCGCCGAUCUAGCCAAGCAGGUCGGCCUCGUCGAGUCCGAGUUUGAAGUCCGCACCGUGGCCGCCAUGCCCACGACCUUUGCCACCGUGCGCGGCGGCGACGCAUACUACAUUAACCGCAGCGCCCGCUGCUCCGUCGGCUUCUCCGUCACCACGGGCUUCGUGUCCGCCGGGCAUUGCGGCUCGUCCGGCGCAACCGCCACCACUAGCUCCUCCGGCGGCACCACGCUCGGCACCUUCGCCGGCUCCGUGUUCCCUGGAAGCGGCGACUACAGCUACAUCCGCGGCGCCAGCGGGAACACCUUCUCCGGCGUCAUCAACAACUACAACGGCGGCACGAUUACCGUGGCCGGCAGCACGGCUGCCGCUGUCGGAGCGAGCAUCUGUCGCUCUGGCUCGACCACGGGUGUUUUCUGCGGUGCUGUUCGCGCGCUCGGCGCGACGGUCAAUUACGCCCAGGGCAGCGUUACUGGGCUUACGCAGACUAGUGUUUGCGCUGAGCCUGGUGACUCGGGCGGUUCCUUCUACUCUGGGUCUCAGGCUCAGGGUGUGACGUCCGGGGGCUCGGGCGACUGCACUAGCGGCGGCGUGACUUACUUCCAGCCUGUGAACGAGAUUCUGUCUGCCUACAGCCUUACUCUGGUCAGGGGUUAG